AUGCAUCUAGGAAACAACGCAUACGGUGUGGUGCUCGAGGAAGGCACCAAUUACAUUAAAUCAUUCUCGACGGCAAUCCUCGAUCUCUUUAUCAGCGCUCCGGAUGAAGAUGAACCAGUACUGUACGAAUGGCAAUUGGAAGUGCAGCGUCAUUUGGAUGACCCUGAAUUCAGUCUUCUCAGGAUCGGCAUUACAAGUGACAGCCUGGUCUCCGCAGAAGUGCGUCGCAUGGGCAUGGAGACUGCGCCGCUUCUUGCUGGAUCGAUUCUGGGGAUGAUACUGUUCGUUGUGGGCAGCUCGUUUAGGUCAGCCAAACCGCUUUUCGUUAGUGAAACUAAUACUGCUUCUGGUGAAUAAAA
Messenger RNA from Gongylonema pulchrum, 359 nucleotides. Lineage: Eukaryota; Metazoa; Nematoda; Chromadorea; Rhabditida; Gongylonematidae. The record is from the annotation of a GenBank genome assembly.